AUGACAGCCAAGACGGUGGAUGCAGUUGCAGAUGCGGAAGCCAAAGUGAACGAGGCGAACAAACACCCCACCCCCAUCCGAGGUAGAUCUUCAGCGGGGACGAAGGUGGUGGAUGUUACGCCACCUGUAGUCGCCGAGGAGGAGGCCAAAGUGACCGAUGAGAACAAAAACUCUACGCCCACACGAAUUCGAUCUUCAGUGGGGACGAAAGCGGUGGAUGUUAAGCCUGUAGUCACAGAAGAGGAGGCUAAAGUGAACGACGAGAACAAACCACCCACUCCGCCGAGAGAUGCGCCUGUUUCAAAAGUUCAGCAUCACGCUAUGCCAGCACCGCAUAAGAAGCGCAAACAGCCUCUGUUGAUAGCUGAAGAUUCCGUCUUCUUGCCGGUGCCUGAUGCGAAGACGACGGAGACGUUGGCCGAAGACCCAGUAGAACAAAAACGACCCGUUGUUUUGUUGGAGAGAAAUUCCGUUUCCGAUCUGAUGAUCAGUGAUGCGAAUUCGUCGGUUGCCAAGACCCAACACAGACGGCCGUCUGGAAACACUUCUCUCAGCGACGUAAGCUACACACACACACACGAUUCGUUGUUGUUUCCACAAUCGUUCUAUUCCUAUGCAUCGUGUCAGCAUAGUACCCCGGUUAACACAUCAUCCUGCACAUCAUUGUAUCUGCCAAAGAGAAUUGUCUUUUAA
Dibothriocephalus latus is the source of this 693-nucleotide messenger RNA. The record is from the annotation of a GenBank genome assembly. Lineage: Eukaryota; Metazoa; Platyhelminthes; Cestoda; Diphyllobothriidea; Diphyllobothriidae.